ACCCCCGCAGUCUCUGUGCGUUGAAGCCGGAGACCGCGGCGGCCUCUGCUAGGACCCUCCGCCCCGGAGCCUCCGGCCGGAGCCGCAGCCUCUGUCGCAGCGUCCCCGCCGCCCGUCCCCUCCCCUGCCGCCUCCACCGGAGCCGCCUCGCGCACUCUGGGGUAUGGCCGUCAAUGUGUACUCCACAUCUGUGACCAGCGAGAAUCUGAGUCGCCAUGAUAUGCUCGCGUGGGUCAAUGACUCCCUGCACCUCAACUAUACCAAGAUCGAACAGCUUUGUUCGGGGGCAGCCUACUGCCAGUUCAUGGACAUGCUCUUCCCUGGCUGUGUACACUUGAGGAAGGUCAAGUUUCAGGCCAAACUAGAACACGAAUACAUCCACAACUUCAAGGUGCUGCAAGCAGCCUUCAAGAAGAUGGGUGUCGAUAAAAUCAUUCCUGUAGAGAAACUAGUGAAAGGAAAGUUCCAAGAUAAUUUUGAGUUUAUUCAAUGGUUUAAGAAAUUCUUUGACGCAAACUAUGACGGGAAGGACUAUAACCCUCUGCUGGCGCGGCAGGGCCAGGACGUAGCGCCUCCUCCUAACCCAGGUGAUCAGAUCUUCAACAAAUCCAAGAAACUCAUUGGCACAGCAGUUCCGCAGAGGACGUCCCCCACAGGCCCCAAGAACAUGCAGACCUCUGGCCGACUCAGCAAUGUGGCCCCACCCUGCAUCCUUCGGAAGAAUCCCCCAUCAGCCCGAAAUGGUGGUCAUGAGGCUGAUGCCCAGAUUCUUGAGCUCAACCAACAGCUGCUGGACUUGAAGCUGACGGUGGAUGGGCUGGAGAAAGAACGAGACUUCUAUUUCAGCAAACUGCGUGACAUCGAGCUGAUCUGCCAGGAACACGAAAGCGAAAACAGCCCUGUCAUCGCGGGCAUCAUCGGCAUCCUCUACGCCACUGAGGAGGGAUUUGCACCCCCUGAGGAUGAUGAAAUUGAAGAACACCAACAGGAAGACCAGGACGAGUACUGAGGGCGGCACCAGCCCUGACUGACUGUGGCUUCCCUGCCCCCCCAUGCCCACCCCACAUUAUAAGUCCUUUCCUACAGCCA
Molecule: messenger RNA, 1089 nt
Organism: Microtus ochrogaster (prairie vole)
Lineage: Eukaryota; Metazoa; Chordata; Mammalia; Rodentia; Cricetidae
Gene: Mapre3
Product: microtubule associated protein RP/EB family member 3
Molecular function (GO): microtubule binding
Source: RefSeq, a predicted model, not a curated record